Blastomyces dermatitidis ER-3 is the source of this 3563-nucleotide messenger RNA. RefSeq names its product pentatricopeptide repeat protein. Bases 189 to 2543 code for a protein of 784 amino acids. Lineage: Eukaryota; Fungi; Ascomycota; Eurotiomycetes; Onygenales; Ajellomycetaceae. The record is from RefSeq and is a predicted model, not a curated record. Gene Ontology annotation, molecular function: protein binding. The transcript is spliced from 3 exons.
GAUGGUUCUAUCAUACCCACAGAAAAUUGAGUUGAUGUUCCCUUAUGAUAAUAGGGUAGGCUGUUGAGGAACUUGAAAUUAAAAGGACUAAAUUGUGAUUUAAACCCCGUUGAUUCUAUUACGGAAGCUCGAGAGAACAGCACAGUUUUAUUACCCCGAGGAAAGAAUCCGGAGGAGGCGUGAUUUAAAUGCUUCGGUGCAGCAAUGUCUGUGCCCGUAGCACAUUUGCUACCAGAUUGACUGGCAAUGGAGUCUCCGUUCUAUUCAGUAGACUCCCAGGAGGGCUUCCGGCGAAACAUAUUGCUCUGAAUGGAUCCGAAUAUAGGAGGAGUAUUUCUACCUCGAGGUCCGAUAGACGUUCUCCGCGUGGCGCGGAACGUGCCCCACGAUUAAGAUCAGAUGCUCCACGCCGUGCGCCAUCCUGGAAGAAGACCGGCUACAUGAAAUCCAAUGUGAAAGAUGAGGAGGUCGUUGCAGCAGAUCUUGGCGAGGACUCAAAGGUAGGGGCUGACGGGAAAUUACAACCGGGUGAGAAAAGAAUAUGGAGGCCAACGGUGUCGAAGAAGGCAAUCGACAUUGAAUUGGAGUGGGCAAGGGAUCGGGUUGCUCUGUCAAACCGAGUGAAGCAGAUACUUAAAAAGGGGGACUUUGAGAAGGCAGUUACAUUGGUGAGGACGGCCCAGUCGAGGGGCUAUGAUUGUAUGGUUGCUUGGAACGAGCUGUUUGACCAUGAGAUGAAAAAUGAUAAGCCGGUUGCGGCUUUCAAGCUUUAUAACGACAUGAAAAAAAGAGGUCGGAAGCCUAACACAUACACCUACACUAUUAUGUUUCGAGGCUUAGCGCACAGCAGUUCAAAUAAAGCAGUACAGAUAGCACGCUCGAUUUACAAAAGCUUGUGCUCACCCAGCUCCGGAGUCAAACCCUCUAUCCUGCAUGCCAACGCCGUUUUGGGCGUUUGUUCCAGACAUGGUAAUAUGGAUGCUCUGUGGGAAGUGGCUGGGUCCCUUCCUGAACGUGGUGACGGCGCGCCAGACUCUAGGACUUUUACGAUUAUACUCAAUGGCAUCCAGACCCGUACAGCCAACGAAAUUAAGGCGUUUAAUCCGCGUAGUCAAGCGGAUGGGAUUGCGGAGAAGAGAGCGGCAGCGGUGCGGGAAGGGAAAAGAAUAUGGGCUGAUGUUGUGCGUCGAUGGAAAAUGGGAGCAUUUGUUGUCGACCAACCUCUAGUGUCUGCGAUGGGGCGUUUGCUUGUUUCUGGCCUACGAAAACGCGAUUGCCUCGACGUGUUUGCUCUGCUGCACCAAACGAUGGAAGUUCCUUUUCUUGAAGAUGUGGAGGCGCAGCUUGGAGCACUCCGAAGCAGAGAGCAAGCGAAACAUACAGAGCAAGCGAAACAUACAGAGCAAGACGACCUGAAGCCGGCGGAACAGCAACAAGAAGCCACUUCUGAAAUCAGCCCAGAGUCAGAGAAGGUGUCAAUGGACAGCGAUGAAACAGACCCUCUUCUAAACGAGGAACCGAAACAGAUAUCUGAGGAACCGGAACCGCUGCCCGAAGAGCCGGAACCAGUAUCUGAAGAAUCGGGAUUUCCAGACGAAGAAGCCGAACAAUUCAAUGAAGAGCCCGAACCAUUAUCAGAAGCCGAAGAGUUUAAAGGACUAUUCAACCCAGUAGACCUCGCGCAGAUCCGUAAAACCUCUCAAGCGAAUAGGAAUUCCCGCCGCCCAAAAAUCACCCGCCCCAUUCCCACAAACGACGAAUUAUCCUUGGUACUAGCAGCUUCCCGAACCACGCCAAACGGCAUUGCCAUUGGUCGAGCGUACUGGGAACAUUUCACAUCGGGACCUGCACAGUCCGCGAUAAAGCCAGACACGCAUUCCUUCCACGAAUAUCUGCGCCUACUGCGCAUUGCUCGCUCCAGUGCCGAAACCCUUCGAGUCAUUAAAGCCAUGCUAACUCGAGCCGGCAUGGUUGCGCGCAAAACCUUCGUCAUCGCGAUAAGUUGUUGUUCCCGCGAUCGGAAGAACCCGCACGUACUCGAGACAGCAGGCCAACUGGUCGGCAUUAUGGAUACGGCGCUCAUGCAGCCGGAGCCUGAAAUCCUCUCGAAGUACGUGGAACUUGUCAGAUAUGGCAUUUCGGAGGAAAGCGUUCAGGAAUCCACUCCGGUCCGGUCACGCAUGUCGGAUCCGCAGACUACCGAUCAUGUGUUUAAGAAGAGGGUAUUAGACGCAAUUACCGCUCUGCGGCCUCAUGUGGACAAGCUCAUAUCACUGCUUGCCUACGCGACGCUUUCUAAACAUGGCAAAGACGUGGAUGAUGAAGGGACAAGGGUCAAAGCUGCAUCGGAGAGAGUUGCUGAGGGCUCUUGGCCAUUCUCUCGGCACUAUCUACCUCCCUUUGAGGAGUCAGUUUAUAUCCUGAAACAGGCCAAGCAACUACAUGAUCUGGCGCUUAAGGAAAAGUCGCUCAGCGCUGAAGAGCGGACCGCGCUGACAACUGAAAAUCAACAGCUGAAGGCCAUUCUCAGUCCAAAGAAAUAGAGGGGAAAGCAUUUUAUCAAUAUAAUUGUGCCGAAUGAUUUCAUUUAUCAGAUCCGCUUGCUGCAUUUUCUUGUGAGGCAUCUGCAAUUCCGCUUUUACAACACCUAUACCUCUAAUUUUUUUCGACGCCCCUCAUGGAUUCCGUGUCUCGCGUGGCGUCCGUUGUUUGAUCGAUCCAGCUAAUUACCUUACAUCUGUAUAUUUUAGAUCCAUGCUUCGUCUCUCUGGUUGUUCUUCUACAAUUAUCAUGGAGCACUAUCAAGUUCUCAUUCUUUCUUAUACCUUCUAUUGAUCAUGUACUAUAUAGACAUCAUACCCCCCUGUCUUCCCAUUCCAUUUAUUCAUGAGGCGCCACGUGUUCUUUGGAUGACCGUUCUUUAGGUAUGUUUUUGUACGAUAUAUUGUCUGUAGUUGUGCGAUUGUGGUGUGAAUUUUUUUUUCUUUUCCUUUUACUGCACUACAUCAGAGAAUAAAGGCUGGCGUCUUUUUGAUUUCUUCUCGUUUUGUCCAUUUUGAUAAAACCUCCCUCCCAUAGCCAGGAAGCUUGGGUUAAGAAUAUAAAGCCUGUUCUGACUCAUGGUAGAAAGUAUUUUCCUGUAUCACUGAACCGAAACAUGUUUACUGAGCAUACAUAGCCUGCGGCCGCAACACCUAAAGCAACGACGUAGAAGGGUCGGAGUUGAGAGAGGUAUUUCGAAGGUAGGAAAAAGGGGGCUUGCAUCAAUUUCUUUCUUUCUUACUCCUGGACCUGGACCUCGUUUUGGCAUUGAAUUCCCCGGGUUCCAACUUCUUAAGAUAGCGGGCUCUGAUAGUUUGUCGAUUAGAAAUGUCUGGUGGGUUGAAAAACACAAGGGAGCCUGAGAAGAAAAAAAAAAAAAGCGAGCGUCGACAUUUUGGUAGAUAGUUUCGGAGAAUAUACCAAACGUAUAGAAUAAUAGUUAUUAAUGUUGAAAAGCGGAAUAGCCAGCUACUUCGUGCAUAGAUAUAUAGAAGAAAUGUAGUAAAUCAGUGGGAGUGGAC